AUGGUUUUUGAAGACGAGAGCAGCGACGAGAACUCAAGCCUCCCGUACAUGCACUCCGAAACCUCCACCGAUGUGCUCAAUCAGGUGGUCUUUGCUAUGAGGAUUUCGUUUGAUUUGCUUUGUCCUCGUCCUCUGCACAUGAUGCUAACUUGGAUUUUGCUUGGGCAGGUGCCUUUCUCUCUUCAGGACCCGGAUUACAAUGGUCUUGAGCUAGAUCUGAUAGUGCUGUGCGAGAAGCAUGGGAAGCCAUCAGAGAGGCUUGUUGCAUUUGAAGGAACAAUGACUGGGAGAAGGUUCUUAGCAUGUGCAGAGCCGGAAGGUCAGAAUUGUGGGUUUGUUCAGUGGGUUGAUGAGCAGUGGCCCCCAACAAUGGAGAAUGCAUUGCUGAAGCUUUGGUCAAUGGUUGAAGAGAGCAAGUCUGCUAGGGUGGAUGAUAAUCUUCAAAGUUCUUUAACUAUUCACCAUUUGACAGAAGAAAAUAAGAAGCUGGAUGCACAAUAUGACAAGUUAGUGAAAGAUGUGCAUCAACUUGUGGACUUUCAGCAGGAUAGGGUUGUGGAUUUCAGUUAUCUGCAGUCAGCUGUCACAUAUCAGCACCAAUGCAGAGCUGAAUUGGUGGCUGGUAUGAAUGCAAAAAUGGCAAAGAAAGAUGCAGCUCUAGAGAAGCUUCAACAGAAGUUUGAAAUCCU
Molecule: messenger RNA, 689 nt
Organism: Triticum dicoccoides
Lineage: Eukaryota; Viridiplantae; Streptophyta; Magnoliopsida; Poales; Poaceae
Exons: 3
Molecular function (GO): zinc ion binding
Source: RefSeq, a predicted model, not a curated record